AUGUCGCAGUUCCAUUUGGAUGUAAGAAGUCGUCGCUUGUUUCUGAAUAAUGCCUCAGAGGUAGUGAAGAGCACUGAGCUGAUGGACUUAAAAAUGAAGAAUGGUGGAAUUUUGCUGCACAAUUACUGGCGUGGUUGCCCAGAAUUUGCACCUCUCAGUUGGCAUGAAAAGGGUGAACGGAGUGUUGUCCGGGUGACAGAUUGUGCAGAAGUGCUCUUCUACAUCAUGUUGGAACUGAUGGGUUUGAUGACAUGGCGUGGCCUUAACAAGGAUGAG
Molecule: messenger RNA, 276 nt
Organism: Ostertagia ostertagi
Lineage: Eukaryota; Metazoa; Nematoda; Chromadorea; Rhabditida; Trichostrongylidae
Source: the annotation of a GenBank genome assembly